AUGGGUAAUCGGUGGACCAUUUCUCCGAAUCCAGGAAUCUUUCCACCUGGUGAUCGUAUGCUCGAAAAAUGUCUAGAACAAUUAGAAAAUAUUAUUUGUAACAUAAAUGGAGUGUAUACAAAUAAACUAUUAGAAAAGACACGAAAAGAAA
Messenger RNA from Funneliformis mosseae, 151 nucleotides. Lineage: Eukaryota; Fungi; Glomeromycota; Glomeromycetes; Glomerales; Glomeraceae. The record is from the annotation of a GenBank genome assembly.